Molecule: messenger RNA, 5799 nt
Organism: Chrysochloris asiatica (Cape golden mole)
Lineage: Eukaryota; Metazoa; Chordata; Mammalia; Afrosoricida; Chrysochloridae
Gene: ACAN
Product: aggrecan
Exons: 19
Coding region: 1-5799 (1932 amino acids)
Biological process (GO): cell adhesion
Molecular function (GO): hyaluronic acid binding; calcium ion binding
Source: RefSeq, a predicted model, not a curated record
AUGACCACUUUACUGCUGGUGUUUGUGACUCUGAGGGUCAUCGCUGCAACCAUCUCAGUAGAAUUUCCAGACCAUGACACCUCAUUGAGUGUGAGCAUCCCUGAGCCUUCCCCUCUGCGAGUCCUCCUCGGAAGCUCCCUCACCAUCCCCUGCUACUUCAUCGACCCCAAGCACCCUGUGACUACCGCCCCCUUCACUGCCCCCCUCGCCCCAAGAAUCAAGUGGAGCCGUGUAUUCAAGGAGGAGGAGGUGGUUCUCCUGGUGGCCACCGAGGGGCAUGUGCGGGUCAACAGUGCCUACCAGGACAAGAUCUCACUGCCCAACUACCCAGCCAUCCCCAGCGAUGCCACCCUGGAGAUCCAGAAUCUUCGCUCCAACGACUCUGGGAUCUACCGCUGUGAGGUGAUGCAUGGCAUUGAGGACAGCCAGGCCACUGUAGAGGUGGUGGUGAAAGGCAUCGUGUUCCAUUACAGAGCCAUUUCCACGCGGUACACUCUGGACUUUGACAAGGCGCAGCGGGCCUGCCUGCAGAACAGUGCCAUCAUCGCCACACCCGAGCAGCUGCAGGCCGCCUAUGAGGAUGGCUACCACCAGUGUGACGCUGGCUGGCUGGCCGACCAGACCGUCAGAUACCCCAUCCACCAGCCCCGGGAAGCCUGCUAUGGAGACAGGGAUGAGUUUCCUGGAGUGCGAACCUACGGCAUUCGCGACACCAACGAGACCUACGACGUGUACUGCUUCGCUGAGCAGAUGGAGGGUGAAGUCUUUUAUGCCAGGUCCCCCAAGAAGUUCACCUUCCAGGAAGCAGCCAUGGAGUGUCGGCGACUGGGUGCCCGGCUGGCCACCACGGGCCAGCUGUACCUGGCCUGGCAGAAUGGCAUGGACAUGUGCACUGCUGGAUGGCUGGCCGACCGCAGUGUGCGCUACCCCAUCAAUAAUGCCCGGCCCAGAUGUGGGGGCAACCUCGUGGGUGUGAGGACCGUCUACAUGCACAGCAACCAGACCGGCUACCCAGACCCUUUAUCCCGAUACGCCGCCAUCUGCUACACAGGUGAAGACUUCUUGGACAUACCAGAUAACUUCUUUGAUGAGGGUGGUGAGGAAGACAUCACCAUCCAGACAGUGACCUGGCCUGAAGUGGAACUACCCCUGCCCCGAAACACCACUGAGGGUGAAGCCAGGGGUAACGUGAUUGUUACAGUGAGACCCAUCUUCAACGUCUCACCCACUGUCCCGGGGCCCUUUGCCCCAGUCCCUGCCUUCCCUGAGGCUGAGAACCAGACUAGAGAGACCGCCAGCACCUGGGACUUUCCCGAGGAACCCACGUCAGGACUGGGACCUGACUCGACCUUCACAGACGAAGACUUGUUCAUGCCAGUGACCGCCGCUCCAGAUGGAGUCCAGGUCCCAAGGGGGGUCGUGUUCCACUACCGCCCUCAAUCCACCCGCUACUCCCUGACCUAUGAAGAGGCGCAGCGGGCCUGCCUACGCGCAGGCGCAGUCAUCGCCUCCCCAGAACAGCUCCAGGCGGCCUACGAAGCCGGAUACGAGCAGUGUGACGCUGGCUGGCUGCGGGACCAGACAGUCAGAUACCCCAUUGUGAAUCCACGGGCUGCAUGUGUGGGUGACAAGAACAGUAGCCCGGGGGUCAGGAACUACGGUGUGCGCCCAUCAACGGAAACCUACGAUGUCUACUGCUACGUGGACAAACUCGACGGAGAGGUGUUCUUCGCCACACGCCUGGAGCAGUUCACCUUCCAGGAAGCUCUGGAAUUCUGUGAAUCCCAAAACGCCACGCUGGCCUCCACGGGCCAGCUCUACGCUGCCUGGAGCCGUGGCCUGGACAAAUGCUAUGCUGGCUGGCUGGCUGACGGUACCCUUCGCUACCCCAUCACCAGCCCGAGGCCCGCCUGCGGUGGGAAUAAGCCGGGUGUAAGGACUGUAUACCUCUACGACAACCAGACUGGCCUCCCAAACCCGCUGUCUCGGCACCAUGCCUUCUGUUUCCGAGGUAUUUCAGCGGUGCCUUCUCUAAGAGAAGAGGAGAAUGGCGAACUCACACCAACCCCCAGCUUGGAGGACUGGAUCGCUACCCAGGUGGUACCUGGCAGGGCUGUUGCCCCGUUGGGGAGAGAGAUGACCACAGUCCCCAGCUAUACUACUGAGUCAGAAACACAGACGGAAUGGAGACCAACCUAUACCCCAGUAGACACUUCUCCACUAUCAGAGGAACCGUCCACCUCGGAGGAACCGUCCACCUCGGAGGAACCAUCCACCUCGGAGGAACCGUCCACCUCGGAGGAACCAUCCACCUCUGAGGAACCAUCCACCUCUGAGGAACCCUCCUCCUCUGAGAAACCAUAUACACCUUCACUCUUAGUGCCUAGUGAGACUGCGCUGCCAGGCUCUGGGGAGACACCUGGGGCUCCCGAAGUCAGUGGUGACUUCACAGGCAGUGGAAAAGCUCCAGGAGGCUUUGACUCUAGUGGACAGCCCUCAGGAGAAAGUGCAAGUGGACUACCCUCUGGAGACCUUGAUUCCAGUGGACACAUUUCCACAGUGGGCUCAGGCCUACCUACAGGAAGUGGACUGGCCUCAGGUGAAGAAGACAGAAUUGAGUGGUCCAGCACACCUGAGAUUGGCAAGCCAUCCACUGGAGGCGAGGCCAUAGAGGGCUCUGUUUCUGGAGGAGGGGACUUCAGUGAACUUCCUUCUGGAACAGAAGGUCUUGAGACCUCUGCUUCUGGAGUAGGGGACCUCAGUCAACUUCCUUCUGGAGGAGAACAUAUAGAGACUUCUGCUUCUGGAGUAGGAGACCUCAGUGGGCUUCCUUCUGAAGGAGAAGAAGGUAUAGAGACUUCUGCUUCUGGAAUAGGAGACCUCAGUGAACUUUCUUCUGGAACAGAAGGUAUAGAGACUUCUGCUUCUGGAGUAGGGGACCUCAGUGGAUUUACUUCUGGAAGAAAAGGCAUAGAGACCUCUGCUUCCGGAGCUGAGGAUUUUAGUGGGUUGCCUUCUGGAAAGAAAGGUUUGGUGGGAUCUGCUUCUGGACCUGUGGACUUUGGAACUCUAGGAAGUGGGCAAGCUCCAGAGGCAAGUGGUGAAUAUUCUGGUGGGGAGCUGGGAAGUGGCACAUUGUCUGGCCUACCUGACUUUAGUGGCCUUCCAUUUGGGUUCCCAACUAUCUCCCUAGUGAAUACUACAUUGGUGGAAAUGGUCACGGCCACCACUUCAGGGGGACUCGAAGGGAAAGGAACCAUCGGAAUCAGUGGUGCUGGAGAAACAUCUGGGCUGCCGUUCGAUGAGUUAGACAUUAGUGGUGGAACUAGUGGACUACCUUUAGGAACUGAACUCAGUGGCCAGGCAUCUGGUUCUCCUGACAUCAGCGGGGACACAUCUGGAGUCUUGGGUGUUGGUGGGCAACCAUCUGGCUUUCCUGACUUCAGUGGGGAAACAUCUGGGUUUUCUGAGGUGACUGAGCAGCCAUCAGGGUUUCCUGGCACCAGUGGUGAAACAUCUGGAGUGACUGAUCAUAGUGGACUGUUCUCUGGACAACCAGAUGUCAGUGGAGAAGGAUCUGGAGUUGUCUGGGGCAGUGGUCAACCAGUAACUGACCUAAGUGGAGAAACAUCUGGGGUCCCUGAUCUCAGUGGGCAGCCAACAGGGUUGCCAGGGUUCGGUGGGUCAACAUCUGGAAUCCCUGAUCUGAUUUCUGGUGCUGUGAGUGGCAGUGGUGACUCUUCUGGCAUUACAUUUGUGGACACUAGUUUCGUAGAAAUGACCCCUACUACGUUUAAAGAAGAAGAAGGUUUAGGAUCCGUGGAAGUCAGUGGCCUUCCUUCUGGGGAGGCAGAUAUGUCUGGGACAACUGGAAUGGGGCAGAUCAGUGAACAAUCUUCUGGAGAAAUCGACUCCAGUGGAUUUCCAUCCCAGGCUCCAGAAUCCAGUGGCCUGCCAAGUGGAAUAGAUGAAGCCAGUGGAGAAUCUUCUGGAGUUGAGGUUGGGAGCAGCCUGCCUUCAGGGGCAUAUGAAGGCAGUGGACUUCCAUCUGUUUUCCCCACCAUCUCUCUCAUAGACAGAACUCUGGUAGAAUCUGUAACCCAGGCCCCUACAGCCCAGGAAGCAGAAGGGGCCUCGGGCACUUUGGAAUUCAGCGGUACCCAUUCUGGAGCACCAGACAUGUCUGGAGGCCAUUCUGGGUUUUUGGAUGGCCUAAGUGGGCCACAAUCCGGGCUUGGAGAGUCCAGUGGGAACCCUCCGAGCACUCCACAUUUUAGUGGAGACUUUUCCAGGAACACCGAUGUAAGCGGAGAACCUUCUACAGCCAUAGGCAUCACUGGGGAAGCCUCACAACUUCCAGAAGUUACUUCAUUCACUUCUGGUUUUGUGAUGGGUACCACAGAGCCAAGUCUUUCCCAGGAAUUCAGCCAAAGACCUCCUGAGACACACUCCCAGGUUUUUGAGUUCAGCGGGGAAGUCUUGGCAUCUGGGGACAUUAGUGGAGUUACACCAACUUUCCCCAAGUCUGGGGUAGAAACGUCAUCUGCUCCACAAUCCAGCAGUGAGACAUCUGAGGCUGGCGUGACUGCUACCCCCGAGGGCAGCGGGAAAACUUCCCUGUCCCCGGCUCUGAAUGGAACUACGUCCAUCCUGGGUGGGAGCCGCAGCCCAUCUACUUCCCAGGAAAGCCCCAGUGAGGGGUCAGCCACCCCAGAAGUGAGUGGAGAGCCAACUUCACCCUAUGAACUGGACACUCGCACCUCAGGCUUGUCUUGGGCUCCACUCCCAACUUCAGGAGACAGAACUGAAACCAGCGGAGACCUGUCUGGUCACACGUCAGGACUGAAUGUUGUCAUCAGCACCAGCGUCCCAGAGGCUGAGUGGGCCCAGCAGACACAGCAUUCUGCAGAACUACACCUGGAAGUCCAGUCUUCGGGUCCCUUGCGCUCAGGAGAAGAAACCCCCAAAACUGAAACAGCCACCCACCUAAUAGAUGCUGCCGUGCCAACUUCUCACAGAGAGACAGGUGAAUCGGGACCCGCUCUAAUCCCAGACAUUGAUGAGUGCCUCGCAAGCCCUUGUCUGAAUGGAGCCACCUGCGUGGAUACCACCGGCGGCUCUUUCACAUGCUUAUGCCUUCCCAGCUACGGAGGGGACCUGUGUGAGACCGACCAGGAGGCAUGUGAGAAGGACUGGACCAAGUUCCAGGGUCACUGUUACCGCCACUUCCCUGACCGCAAGACCUGGAUGCAGGCUGAGAUCCACUGCCAGGAACACCAAGCCCACCUGACCAGCAUCGUCACUCCUGAGGAACAGGAGUUUGUCAACAACAAUGCUCAAGACUACCAGUGGAUUGGCCUGGCUGACAGGACCAUUGAAGGGGACUUCCGCUGGUCAGAUGGACAUCCCGUGCUGUUUGAGAACUGGCGUCCUAACCAGCCCGACAACUUCUUUGCGGCUGAAGAAGACUGCGUGGUGAUGAUCUGGCACGAGAAGGGCGAGUGGAAUGACGUCCCCUGCAACUACUUCCUGCCCUUCACGUGUAAAAAGGGCGCAGUGGCCUGCGGACAGCCCCCGGUGGUGAGACAUGCCAGAACCUUGGGGCAGAAGAAGGAUCGAUAUGAAAUCAACUCCCUGGUGCGGUACCAGUGUGCCCAGGGCUUUCUGCAGCGCCACGUGCCCACCAUUCGGUGCCAGCCCAGCGGGCACUGGGAGAAGCCUCAGAUCACCUGCACGGAUUCCACCAACAAGCCCCAACGGAGCUCCCUGCAGAAAAGCCUCCCCAGCUCCAGCCACUGA